UGACGUGUUCGUACUUCUUCCGGGUCUCUCGCUCCUGGCAUGGUUUUCGGAUUUGUGUACCCACAUAACUUAAAACAUUGGAAAAUAAGAUGAGUUCUCAGAAAGGUAAUGUCUCUCGGUCGCGCGCCCAGAAGCAUCAAAACUCCACUGCCUUCAAAAACGACAAGUACGGAGCGACUGUACAAGUGAAGAAGGCAAAAUCAAAGAUCCACGAUGGGCUCUGUCAACAUUGCAAGGGUGUUCUUGAGUGGAAAGUGAAGUACAACAAAUACAAGACACUAACACAGCCCCGAAAAUGUGUCAAGUGUUCUCAAAAGAAUGUGAAGGAUGCGUAUCACAUCAUUUGUAAGCCCUGUUCCCUUCAGCUAGAGAUCUGCUGCAAGUGUGGGAAGAAAGAGGACAUCGUUAUUCCAUUAAACUCACAAGUGGACAAGACAGACCAAGAAGAAGAUGGUGAGCAGAGAAAGAAAGGACAUGGACGAGGGAAGAAGGACACGGAUAACUUGGACAGUGAUGAUUGUGAUGAUGAUGAUGACUUAAGUGACUUCGGAGAUGACGAUGAUGAUGAGGGAGAGGAUUUCGACUCAGUACCAAAGAAGUCACAGGACAAGUCUGAUGUGCUCCCAGAUGUAUCCCAAGUCCAGGUUAAAGACUAAAGACAUUGAAAUGGACUGUUCUCUUUCAUUUGUUUUUACAUAUACACAAAACAGGUUUUCUGAUCAAGAGAUGAGAUGUGAUCACACUGAAAUUAAGUGAUGCACAUCAACAAUUGUUGCUGGUUUGAUGCAAAACCUGGAAAAUGAGUUGUCAACACCGGGGCAGAUGAUUCAGGAAGAUUUCAGAUGGUUAUAUGUCAGUUUCAUUUAAAUAACCUUUAGUACAAAAAAUAAGAUUAAUUAAUUCAUGUAUAUGUAAUAAAAAAAACCUGUACAUUGUGUAAAUCCAUUUUAACUUCAUUUAUCCAAGAUAACAAUUAAUUUCACUAUAAUUGACCAAAUGGAGGCCUUGUGGUAUUGGCAGCACUAUAAGCAGAAGUACGGUAGAGGUUGUUUAAGUAUAAGGGGAACCGAUUCUAAAAUAUCGACUCUGUCAGGCACACUCAUAUUUCAUAUUUACACUCACUUGUUCCAUUUUUGUUGAAGAUGUUUUAGAGAACUGUUGAUUUCAACUUUACGAUACUUUUGGAGACUUCAGCUUGUGAUGCUGUUGAAUUAUAUUGUCUUAGAAUAGAGGUCGACAUUUUAAGUGUGUUGAAAUAUGUCAGAAUAUUGCUAGACUUUCUAUCCUCUCUAGAAUAAAUAAAUAUGUAAAUGCAGUAAAAAUCUCAAAAACAUUUUCCUUAGAAUGACUCGUGGUUUGAGUAGGUUAUCCUAAACACUUUAAUUUCCACAUAUAAAACAUACUGGAAAAACUCAUUGGGGUAGUUCUGGUAGUGGUGCCAUUCACAUCCAAAACAUUUAAAGUUCAAUUAAAAAAGCUGUGACAGUUCUUAACAUGAUUAUUCACUACUGUAUAGCUGAGCAGUAUUCUAUUACUAUAAAGCAGUGCAGCCAAACCUUUUUCUUGCUGAAAAUUAUGCAAACAUUUUUCGUUGUUUGCAACCGCACAUCACACUUCAGACUGAAAAGCCUGCCGUUACAAAAUAGUGCCUUGCUUGCACGCUGUGUGUCACAUCUGUGUGUGUGUGUUGUCAUUUAUCAUGUGAGGUUGAUAAAUUUAAAAGGAUGUGGCAAUAUUUCACUUUGCUUCCUCAUUAGGACAUUGGACAUCAUGCCAUGGAUGGAUUAAUCUCUAAGCUCAUUUGAAGUAUUUCUUAUAUAACUUUGUUCUGCUUAUACUCUCAUGACAAAAUUCAUGCAAAUACCUUGCUACACCUUGCAGAACUGCUGACUUUGCCAUGCCACCGUAUGUCUAGGAUUUUCUGUCCGCAAUUAGCAUAAAGUGUCAAAGUCAGGGUUCAUCUUCAUUAUAUGAUACACUGUUGUGUGAGCUAGCCAUCAAGAGUUUGGUUGUACAAAUAUAUGUGUUUGGAAAGCAAUGAAACCCUAAAUGUUAAUUGGAUAGUGAGCUAAGACUAUAUAAAAAGAGAAAUGAUGGGGAAAUGGGUGGUGCAUCCUUUUCUGGCUGUAAUUCAUGGUUAGCACACAAAAACUCCUCUGUUGCAUCACAAUGUUUCAAGAAAAAUAAUUAAUUUGUUAACUUUGAAAAGAAGGAAGUUUUUGAUGUGUAUGGGCAGAGACAUUUCAGUGAUUGUGAUGGUUUUAUAGCAACUACAUUUUUUUUUACCCCAUUACACUGUUAUCAUGAUAUUACUGAUAUCUUCUGCCCAGUUAUUACCUUAAGAUCUCUCUGCUCUAUUACUACUGAAUUACAAAAACGAAACCCUAAUCUUAGCGAUAACCACUCCCUUAUUACCUUGUUUUUAUGAAGAUGUCAAAAUACAUUUAAUAUAAGGAACCAUCUGAAACACCAUGACAACCUAUGCCAAACAUGUACAAAGUACACUGAAAAAAAGGAACCAGUAACCACCCAAGAAGAAAAUUUGUAUACCUUAGGCUUACUGGCAUGCAACCUAAGCAUUUAAUUAAAAAUUUCAGGAGGAAGUGUUAACAUUAUUUUUGUUUUACCCUUGUAUGUUUGGAUAUAGACUGUCUGUGACUGCUGUCUCUCUUGAAAGGCAGAUGGUACAGAAUGUCCUCUUUCAAUGUAUCUAUAUAUAUCUAUGCAGCUUACUACCCAAAAUGCAGUUUGAUUGCAGCGACCAGUGUUGAGUAUGAGUUCAGUAACUGAACGAUAAUUUGUUACACACUCACCGGUCCACUUGAACUUGUAUUAAGUCCGUGGGUCAAAUGACACUAUUAAAAUAUUUAACACGU
Molecule: messenger RNA, 2876 nt
Organism: Micropterus salmoides (largemouth bass)
Lineage: Eukaryota; Metazoa; Chordata; Actinopteri; Centrarchiformes; Centrarchidae
Gene: cunh9orf85
Product: chromosome unknown C9orf85 homolog
Exons: 4
Coding region: 90-656 (188 amino acids)
Source: RefSeq, a predicted model, not a curated record